UCAGCGCAUCGUCGUGCGCCGUCGCCCGGUGCGGUCGUCGGGGCUAUUCGUAUUGCCGGGCGUGUCGUAAUGUCCGUUCCGGGGUAAAAUUUUCCGGUCGCCGAACCUGUCGCCUCCUUCGGCAAAUCGUGCGAGAAGGGUCAAAGAAAUUUCCCCUCUCCCUUUGCUUUUUGCGAGGCGGUGGAGGAUUCAGGCCUCUCUCUCUCUCUCCCUCCCUCUCCCUCUCCCGCAUCGAGGUCUUCAAUAAGCUGGAGCUAUCGCUAUGUUGGUGUUCGGCAGAAACAGCUGCUGCGGCGACGUGAUCAGCUGCUUCGUUCAUUUGUCCGAAUGGCAUCCGUUGGAAUAGCAAAGCUGCGUUUCGGGCUCUGGAGCCCCGUCCUCUCCUGUGCAUACCAGGUCUUUGGAGUUUUUGUUUAUCUCGAAGCUGAGGGUUGCAGUAUAUAAUUAUAGGUUCCAAAUUUCUCAUGUUCAGCAAAGGGCAUCCAAUUGCAAGAUUCAUGGGCUGCUGUAGUUGCUUUGGAUUCUCCAGGAAGCCUAAAAGGACCUCGAGGCCCAUUUCUGGAUUGAAUAAUCAUCUUUCUCAGGAGUUUUUGUUGGAUGAAGACAUUGAAGAUGAGGAUGAUCGUUCAUACAACGGUGAGGUCACGGAUGGUGCUCAUGACGAUGAUGGUGAAUUGCGGAGCCGUGCCAAACGUUCUGAAGAUAUUCUGAGGUUUAGAGAAGAAAAUGGCCUGAUUUGCAGGCAGUAUCCUGUAAAAGAAACCCACAAAGUUAUUCGUUCGGAGGAUGAAAACGGGAAUAAGAUGGUCAAUGAAUAUGUUCGCGAGUAUAAGAUUGGCUCUGGUAGCUAUGGCAAAGUGGUUCUCUACCGAAGUCAAGUCGAUGGAAAGCAUUAUGCAAUUAAGGCCUUUCAUAAGUCCCAUUUGCUAAGGCUGCGCGUGGCACCUUCAGAAACUGCCAUGACCGAUGUUCUUCGAGAAGUUUUGAUCAUGAAAAUGUUGGAGCAUCCUAAUAUAGUCAACCUCGUAGAGGUGAUUGAUGACCCAGAAACAGAUCACUUCUACAUGGUUCUUGAAUAUGUGGAUGGCAAAUGGGCUUAUGAAGGAUCUGGUCCACCUGGUGGGAUUGGAGAAAAUACUGCCAGAAAGUAUCUGCGCGAUAUUGUUUCUGGGUUGAUCUAUCUCCACAGUCAUAAUAUAGUGCAUGGAGAUAUCAAGCCUGAUAAUUUGUUGGUGACCAGUUCUGGCAUUGUGAAGAUAGGAGAUUUCAGUGUUAGCCAGGUCUUUGAGGAUGAUAAUGAUGAACUUCGGCGAUCUCCUGGGACUCCUGUUUUCACAGCACCCGAGUGCUGUCUAGGUCUCACUUAUCAUGGGAGGGCUGCUGAUACUUGGGCUUUGGGUGUCUCUCUUUACUGUAUGGUCUUGGGACAUUAUCCUUUCCUUGGAGAAACACUGCAAGACACGUAUGACCAGAUAGUUAAUAACCCUUUGAUAUUCCCGGAUGGUCUCAAUCCACAACUUAAGAACUUGCUGGAGGGGCUUCUGUGCAAAGAUCCAGAACACAGGUUGACAUUGGAUGCUGUCGCAGCUCAUGCCUGGGUUGUUGGAAAAGACGGACCAAUCCCUCAAUAUUUAUGCUGGUGCAAGCGCAAAAGCCUGGAGGUGCAGGAACGUGAUGGGAGCAAAUAUGAUACUGACAUGAGUUUGACAAACUGAGUUUUGUUGACUUUCGACCUGUCUGUAUAGUAAAGCCCAAGAACUUUCUCCUUUCGUUUUCCUUUUUGGCUCAUGAGCUGACGAAUCUGGAGAUGGGAAUCAGGGAAGGUCCUGAGAGGAAUUAUCCGUUGAAACAGGGAUGGAAGACCUGUGCUCCUCAGAGUGGAAAUAGAGAUGGAUAGAUAUGUCUGGAUGGCCUAGAAAUGCAGAUAUGAGUUUUAGUAGGUUAAGAAUUUUCGAAUUUUGUUCAUGAUUUCUUGACAGAAGAGUAGUUUGUCUUGCCAUUUACAUUGGGUUCAUAGGUUUUUGAAACUGAGAGAAAGAUUAUACUGACAUUUAUCGAUUCCUUAACAAUUUGCUUGA
Messenger RNA from Syzygium oleosum, 2078 nucleotides. Its product is annotated as serine/threonine-protein kinase GRIK1. Gene Ontology annotation, molecular function: ATP binding; protein serine/threonine kinase activity. Lineage: Eukaryota; Viridiplantae; Streptophyta; Magnoliopsida; Myrtales; Myrtaceae. Gene Ontology annotation, cellular component: cytoplasm. The record is from RefSeq and is a predicted model, not a curated record. The transcript has 13 exons. The coding region runs from base 465 to 1715 and encodes 416 amino acids. Gene Ontology annotation, biological process: intracellular signal transduction; protein phosphorylation.